AUGUAUAAGAUAUUUAAAUAUUUCUUAUUACUUGUAGCUGCUCACGCUUUAAAUCUAGCAGUGGGACAAGAGAUGGAUUUUACUCCAGCUGAAGAGGUUCAGUUAGAUUUGUUGGAUAAAUAUUUUACAAAGGAAGAGAAGCAAAAGAAAAUGCUUAUCUGCUUUGAUUUGAGUCAAAAGGAGUUUGUGGAGAAACGCAAUACAUAUCAAAAACUAGCUAAUACUUUGGCUGGAGAAAAGGGUUUAAAUGUAAACGAUGCACUUCGAGCACUAUUUCAUGAAACUCUUGUAGCAUGCUAUUUCAAUGCUCAAAAGAACGAUAUUGAAGCUGGGAUAUUAGGCAAACUUGUUGAUGAGGACAAAACAAGACUAUUUACACUAACAAAUAGCACUCCCAAACGUUUUUCCAAUACUCAACUUCAAAUAUUAGAAAGCAUAAUAACAGCUACUAAUAAGAAAACAUCAAAUAUCCUUUCUGGAAGUUUCCUUAGCUACUUUACUGGUCUCUACGGAUAUAUAUACUUUUUUUGCACAAUACUACUCAUUAGUCUUGGAUUCUACUAUGCAAUCACUUCUCUAAGGAAGCUGCAGGAAAGAGAAACUAAGACAAACAAGAAGAAACAGAAGUAG
Molecule: messenger RNA, 630 nt
Organism: Cryptosporidium muris RN66
Lineage: Eukaryota; Apicomplexa; Conoidasida; Eucoccidiorida; Cryptosporidiidae
Exons: 1
Coding region: 1-630 (209 amino acids)
Source: RefSeq, a predicted model, not a curated record